UUGGUCAGAGUCAAACCAUAACCAACCCAUAUAAUUAUAUUGUUGCCCUUUUAUCCAAUCGUACUCAUCUUUCCCCUUUCUUCUUCUCUUUGUGAACUUGUUGAUCAUCAUGGGAAACGCCUUCUGGCCAUGCCUCAAGGCUGCCGCUCCUGCCGUCGAGCUCAUCUUCUGGGGCGGCGCCACUGAGCGGAUCACGCUUUCCCGCGGCGGCGCGAAGCCACUCCUCGCCGGCGAGAUCAUGUUCCGCUUCCACGACCACGUCGUCUGCCACGCCGACUCCUUCUUCAUCGGGCGCCCCGUGCCCGCUCUCUCCGUCGGUGACCAGCUCCUCCCCGGCCACACCUACUUCAUCCUCCCCGUCGACCGGCUCCCGGACUUGCACGACCCCCUCACGGCCGCGUCGCUGACGUCUCUCUCCGCCUCCCGAAAUUCCCCUCAGGUCGCCGGCGGGAGGCAAUCUCCGUUCGAGUAUGUGAGGGGAGCCGACGGGAGGGCGUCCAUCAAGGUACAUCCGGAGUUCGUGACCAAGCUGAUAUCCGUCUGCGAUGCGGAGGAGAGCGGCGCUUUGUGCAGUACGCCGGAGCUGAAGAAGCACUACGAGCAGCUGGUGGGGUCGAAGGAUCGCCGGCCGUGGUCGCCAAAGUUGGAAAGCAUAGAGGAGAAGGAGAAGGAGAAGGAGAAGAAGAGGAGGAUGCUGCACUCAACAAGCAAGUUAUUAAUGUCGCCAGCUAAGUUAGCGUUGGAGAAGAUUACGUAGAAAAAACAACAUAAUUAGUUAGUUGGAUUUAGAUUAACUAUUAAAUUAAUAUUCUCAACUCCAAAUAAUUAAUUCCUCAGAUCACGGAUAUAUUUUCCGAAUGGUAUACGU
This is a messenger RNA of Zingiber officinale, 868 nucleotides long. RefSeq lists its product as uncharacterized. NCBI's taxonomy places the organism in Eukaryota, Viridiplantae, Streptophyta, Magnoliopsida, Zingiberales, Zingiberaceae. The transcript has a single exon. The record is from RefSeq and is a predicted model, not a curated record. Bases 110 to 757 code for a protein of 215 amino acids.